Molecule: messenger RNA, 770 nt
Organism: Rhopilema esculentum
Lineage: Eukaryota; Metazoa; Cnidaria; Scyphozoa; Rhizostomeae; Rhizostomatidae
Product: proteasome subunit beta type-2
Biological process (GO): proteasomal protein catabolic process
Cellular component (GO): cytoplasm; proteasome core complex; nucleus
Source: RefSeq, a predicted model, not a curated record
GAUUCCCAGACUGCAUUUUGAGGCUGCUGUGUCAUGGUUGUAAAGAGCAAGUAGUUGCUAACUGUCACAAUGGAGUUUCUUGUAGGAAUACAAGGAGAUGGGUUUGUACUUGUGGCAGCGGAUAAAAACGGUGGAAGAGGGAUUGUUAGAAUGAAGGAUGAUGAAGAUAAAAUGUUUAAACUAAAUAGUAAGACAUUGAUGCUGGUGAGUGGCCAAUCUGGAGACACAACUUACUUUGCAGAAUACAUAGAGAAAAAUGUUAGUUUAUACAAGGUGGUGAAUGGUUAUGAACUAACUACUCAUGCAACUGCAAAUUUUACCAGAAAGAUGAUGGCAGAUUAUUUACGAAGCUAUACCCCUUACACAGUAAAUCUUUUACUGGCUGGUUAUGACGACCAAGAUGGCCCUUCUCUUUAUCACAUGGAUUACCUUGGUGCUUUAGCAAAGGCACCAUUUGCCGCUCAUGGAUAUGGGUCAUUUUUCUCGAUGAGCACCAUGGACAGAUAUUACAAGACCGGUCUAAACAAGGAUGAGGCUUUGGUUCUGCUGCAAAAAGUGGUCGACGAGGUUCAGAAGCGAUUCAUGAUAUCUAUGCCAUCAUUCAUGGUGAGGUGCAUCGACAAGGAUGGCAUACAUAGGCUUGAUGACUUUGUAGCACGGCCAAUUCCAACAUAAGAACAUGUUUUGAACUAGACAUCUUAAAAGACCUUUUAGCUUAGAAAAUUCGUUGGGAGUAAAGGAGUUUGUCAAUAUCAUGAUGUUUGUUGAAA